AUGGAUAGGAUAGUAGACCUGCAGAAGGUUUUUUCUAAAGAAAAAUACUCAAGUCUAACUGAUCUACUACUCAGUUUAAAAAACUUAUUUUCAGACAAAAAUUAUAUGAAUAAUUAUAAUGAAGAUGGUGUGAGAGAACAUGAAAUUAAUUUGAAAUAUAAAGGUCUACGAAAAUAUGUGAUUACCUCAGUUAAUUUACCUCAUUCACCAUAUCAAGACAAGGUUUAUAACUCCAUAAAUGAAAUUUUACACAUUUUUAGAGAUCAUGUGAAUAGUCUUAGUAAUUAUUUUAGGGAGUUAGAGCGUAUUGAUCAGUUUUGUUCUGUUGUAGAACCCUUGAAACCUACCUUUAAAGAUGACUACAGAAAAAUAUAUCUCGAUAAUAGGACAUGGCUCCAUGUUAAUGUAACUCCAGAUGGAAAAGUAACGAAUAUUUACCUCAUUGGUCACUCAGAAUUUUGGCAUGACAAAUUGCAGUCGGGCCUUUUGACUUGGGAUCAUGAUAAGGACAUUGUUGACAAUAUCAUGAUCAUAUUUGAUUUGUCUAAUCUGUCAUCAGCAGUACAUGAAGUGAAUCCACCAAAAUAUGAUAUUUCAUCAGAAGAGGAUAAACAAAUAUGUGGAAUUUGUUUAUGUAAUGAAUUGCCAGAUUAUCCAGGUGUACCCCAGCCACUGUGUCAGAACACUGCCUGUGGUGUUUUCUUUCAUAGAAGUUGCUUAUAUGAGUGGCUUGUAGCUUGCACUGGAGGUCGUCCCCCAACAUUUGGAGUUGCUACCGGUAGCUGUCCAACAUGUUUCCACCCAAUUGCAUGUAGUGAAAAAGAAGAUUAA
This is a messenger RNA of Parnassius apollo (apollo), 831 nucleotides long. Lineage: Eukaryota; Metazoa; Arthropoda; Insecta; Lepidoptera; Papilionidae. The record is from the annotation of a GenBank genome assembly.